Hypanus sabinus (Atlantic stingray) is the source of this 1325-nucleotide messenger RNA. RefSeq names its product coenzyme Q3 methyltransferase (gene coq3). Gene Ontology annotation, biological process: ubiquinone biosynthetic process. Gene Ontology annotation, molecular function: 2-methoxy-6-polyprenyl-1,4-benzoquinol methyltransferase activity. The transcript is spliced from 7 exons. The record is from RefSeq and is a predicted model, not a curated record. NCBI's taxonomy places the organism in Eukaryota, Metazoa, Chordata, Chondrichthyes, Myliobatiformes, Dasyatidae. The coding region runs from base 210 to 1142 and encodes 310 amino acids.
CCGGGUCUCUGCGCUGCGCUGCGAUGGCUGUGCGGCGGGCGCUGCUUCGGUGUCCGGGGCUCCGGCUCGGGGAGGCGCGGCGCACGGCCGGCCUCAGCUCCGGCGUCCGGCUGCAAGCAUUAGUGACCAUGAUGACAUUUUGCUGAGAGGCAGGCCAGUGACGUAGCAUCAAUAUCCUACCUGCUCGCCCUGGUCAUCUAAUUUGGCUAAUGGAUUCCAAGGAACCAACGUGCAUGCGUACUCCUGUUCUGAUAACUCCAGAGGCUGAGAUGGGGGAGGAGGCCUGUCGUAUAUUGAGGAUGUACAGCGCGUCAAAGACCACUGUGGAACCUGGCGAAAUGAAGAAGUUUCAGGCCUUGUCACAAAAAUGGUGGGACAGAAAUGGAGAAUUUGCUGCUCUACAUUCAUUGAAUGACCUCCGCGUCCCUUUUAUCCGAGACAGAUUAUUAAUGUACAGUGAGAAAACACAUUUGGGAUACCCCCUUGAUGGUUUCCGGAUUCUAGACGUUGGCUGUGGAGGAGGUCUACUAUGUGAGCCACUAGGCCGUCUCGGAGCAGCGGUCGUUGGAAUUGAUCCUUUGGAAGAGAACAUCAGAACAGCCGAGCUGCACCAGUCAUUUGACCCGGUACUGACGAGACAGGUGGAGUACACUACCUGUGCUCUGGAGGAAAUGGCAAUGGAGGCUACGGGUACAUUUGAUGCCGUUGUAGCUUCUGAAGUUGUAGAACAUGUUAGUGACCUGGAGACAUUUAUUGGAUGUGCUGCACAAGUGUUAAAGCCUGAAGGAUCGCUCUUUAUCACAACAAUAAACCGAACGUUCCUGUCCUAUGCAAUGGCAAUCAUAGCAGCUGAGCACCUAUUAAGAGUUGUACCGAGUGGGACACACGAAUGGGGCAAGUUCAUUAGCCCCGAAGAACUGGAGACAUUUCUAACAUCCAGUGGAUUCUCAGUGGAAGCUGUCAAUGGAAUGCUGUUCAAUCCGCUGUUUGGUUCCUGGACUUGGAUCAGUAACUGCAGUGUCAAUUAUGCACUGCAUGCAGUGAAAAAGAAGCAGUCAGGUGAUGUCUCGGGAAGAACUAAUGGCCGAGAGCAUGGUUCUGAACGAUCAGAAUCCAGUGGCUCCCCCACAGACAAGUUGUAGAAGGAACGGUUCCUUAAAGUCCUUUUCCUUCCUCCUCCUGUUCCUUAUAACAGUUAUUCCCAGCACUGUUCCGAAUAAAAAUAAAUUAUGUUUGUAUAUCAAAUUUAUCGGUAAUAAUACCGAGAUUACAGAAUUCUGUUUACCAGGGAUUAUUUUAACAUUAAACAACCAGUGUUGAUCUGC